Messenger RNA from Papaver somniferum (opium poppy), 1736 nucleotides. Its product is annotated as O-acyltransferase WSD1-like. Bases 20 to 1540 code for a protein of 506 amino acids. Gene Ontology annotation, biological process: triglyceride biosynthetic process. Gene Ontology annotation, molecular function: long-chain-alcohol O-fatty-acyltransferase activity; diacylglycerol O-acyltransferase activity. Lineage: Eukaryota; Viridiplantae; Streptophyta; Magnoliopsida; Ranunculales; Papaveraceae. Gene Ontology annotation, cellular component: plasma membrane. The transcript is spliced from 4 exons. The record is from RefSeq and is a predicted model, not a curated record.
UCUAUUUCUAAGAGCAAAAAUGGAUAACAGCCACAACAGCAAUGAAGCAAAUAGAGACGAAGAAACAAGUCCUCCAGUGAGCCCAGUAUCACAGAGCUUGAACAGUAAAAUCGCAUCACUCAUCAUUUACGUUGUUUUCGAACUAGAAAAAUCGAUCACAGAAUUUGAAACACUAGAUUUUUUGCGCACCCAUUUGGUACCACAAAACGUUCGUUUUUCUUCGAUUAUGGAGAGAAACAAGAAAGGUGUUUUAAGGUGGAAACGGGUUGGUAUACAUCUCGAAGAUCAUAUAAUCGUUCCAACAUUCCCCAAUGGUUUAACUAGAGAACAUUACGAUGAAAUGUUGCGAGAAUACAUAUCGAAGAUAGGUUGUGAGAACUUUCCAGAAGGAAAACCAUUAUGGGAAGUUCAUUUAGUUAAGUACCCAAGUACGAAGGGUGCUUGUACUAUGAUCUUUAAGUUUAGUCAUGCAAUUGGUGACGGUUAUUCAUUUAUGAGAGUCUUUUUCAAGUGUUGUGGAAGAGCUGACAAACCUUCACUUCCUCUUACUUUUCCGAAAAUGUCACUGGUGAAAACACAACCGCAAGAUCAUGGUAAUCGUGUAAUAGGAUUAGGGAAGAAGUUGUUAGGGUUGAUGGGUACGUGCAUUAAUACAUCUUAUGAUAUAGUUGAGACUAGUCUAAGGGUAACGUGUUUAGAAGAUCCUCCAUCUGCAAUCCGGUAUUCAUACACAUCGAAGAAAAGGGAGUUACUCAGACCUUUUAAUGUCUACUCAGUGACGAUUUCACUUGAAAGAGUCAAGCAAGUUAGAAUCAAGCUUGGAGCGACAGUAAAUGAUGUAAUCAUCGGACUACUGUCGUAUAUGAUUCACUUGUACACGGAGAGGAAGAAGAAGCUGAUGGAGCCGUACGGUGAAGAAGACGGCCUCCUGAUGAUGGACUCCAAUGGUGCAACAAAUAUGACCUUAUGUGUUAUGGUAAACACGAGAGUAUUUAAAGGCGCAAAGAACUUAGAUGAUAUGAUAAAGGCAGAAGCAUGGGGGAACCGUUCUAGUAUCGCGUUUGCGAAGUUACCAUCUUUUCCAAAUGAUGAGCAAGUGAAUCCUCUUGAUUUUAUAAUCACGGCAAAAAAGAAUAUGGACAGAAAGAAGAAUUCCUUGAUAUUACCUCUUCUAGAUCCUUUUCUAAAGACUGCGACACGGGUGCUGGGGCAAAAGGUGACUAACGGAGUUUUGUAUAAAAGCUUUAAGAACUCGAGUACGAUGAUAUCGAAUCUGAUAGGGCCAAAAGAGCAAAUGGCGUUCAUGAACCACCCUGUUAGCAAUUGUUACUAUAUUGUCUCGGGUAUACCUCAGAGUACUACGUUUACAUCAGUGACGAACAAUGAUAAAUUGAUGGUUGUGGUAACAAUGGAGAAGGAAUUUAUUGAUUCAGAACUCUUCACUUCUUGUAUGGAUGAAGCCUUUGAAAACAUUUUCCAAGCAGCUUUCGGAGAUAAUCAAGACAGGGACGACAACAAAAUCAAGAAUAAAUCCGACUAGAUGAAGUCCUUUCUAAUCAUUCUAGACGCACGAAAUUUAAAAUCGCUAGCUUCUAUUAUUUCUUAUUCGGACGGUCAUCCAAAAAUAAUAAUAUGUCAUAAGCAUAACAAUUUUGAGUAUUGCUGAAGCAUCAUCGGGAACACUUAGAAUUUUUCCUAGUGUAACUUUUCUUUUAAACAGGAAUAAAAUUUGUUGU